AUGGUCCAAGACCAGCUGCACCUUCUGUUGACACAAGGCUUUGUACUUUUUGUGGGAAGCCAAGAUGAUGAUCCUACUGUUGUUGUUCAGCAUUCUGAAGGUACUCCUAUUAGUCAAUCCCAAGGGAGUCUUGGUAAUAUUCCUGGUUUUGGUUUCAUUCAAGAUCAAUACCAAGGUUUGUUGGCCCUACUUCAGGCUUCACAAAUUAAUUCAUCUACUAAUUCUAACUCAGUUCAGUCUCCUCCUGUUCAUACAACCAAUCUUAAACUUCCAAACUGGAAGAUAAUUAGUAUAGCUAAAGAGCAAAGAGGCCUCUAUACACUGAACAAUCCUGCAAGUUCAUUUCAUUUUCAUAAAUUCUUUGCUUCUUCCUCUAUUGCCUUUGAUCCUUGGCAUUAUAGACUUGGACAUCCAUUUGAUUCAAGACUCAAAAUUCUUCAACAAUAUCUUUCUAGUUUUUCUCCUGUAAAUAAUGCUAAUUGUGACAUUUGUCAUUUUGCUAAACAAAAGAAACUCUCAUUUGCUUUGUUACCAAUGAUCUACAGUACUCUUUAUCCCUUAGAGUCUGUCAUUUCAUAUUCUCAUCUUUCUCCUACACAUAAACAUUUUGUUCUCUCUAUUACUGCUCAAGACAAACCUAAAACUUUUCAACAAGCUGUAAAACAUGAUUGUUGGAGAAAGGCUUUGCAGGCUGAAAUCCAGGCUCUUAAGGAAAAUAAAACUUGGAAUAUUACUGAGUUACCUACUUGCAAAACUCCAAUGGGUUACAAAUGGGUUUUUAAGAUCAAAUAUAAGGCGGAUGGGACAAUUGAAAGGCAUAAUGCACAUUUAGUUGCAAAAGGGUACUUCAGCAAGAGGAAAACUUCAACAAAUAUUAUAGUGCUUCUUGUUUAUGUCGAGGAUGUCAUCCUAGCUGGCACUAAUCUUGUAGAGAUUAAUGGAGUAAAAGCCUUUCUUGACCAUAAAUUUAGAAUUAAAGACCUUGAAAAUUUAAAAUUUUUCCUUGGCCUUGAAGUGACUAGAACUUCUUCUGGUAUCAUUUUAAGUAAGAGAAAGUAUGCCCUUGAUAUACUCCCUGAUGUAGGCUUCUUGGAUUCCAAACCGACUCUUACACCAAUGGACAGCAAGUUGAAACUUAGUCAAUCAGCAGGUGAUCCUCUCAUUGACAUUCAACAGUAUGGAAGACUUGUUGGUAGGCUUUUGUAUCUCACUUCUACAAGGCCGGAUCUUUCUUUUGCCACACAACAAGUAAGAUGUGUGGAUUCUCACAAAUCUAUAACUGGUUAUUGUAUUUUUCUUAGAGGGUCAUUUAUAUGUUGGAGAGAUAAGAAGCAAUCAACAGUAUCUCGAUCCUCUUUAGAAGAAGAGUAUCAAGCACUAGCUUCAACAACUUGUGAGUUACAGUGGUUGUGUUACUUGCUCAAAGAUUUCCAUGUUCCUCACUCAAACCCAGCACUUCUUUUCUGUGAUAAUAAAUCAGCUCUCCAGAUUGCUGCUAAUCCCACCUUCCAUGAACGUACUAAGCAUAUUGAGAUAUAUUGCUAUCUGCUAGCAGAUAUUUGCACAAAGUCGCUUCCUGUAGCUUCUUUUCAAAAGCUUACUGCCAAGCUGGAAUUAAUUUGUGGUGAGGUUGCUCAAUUGGUGCACUGCAAUGCAGCUGAGAGAGAGGCUCUUCUUGACCUCAAAAUGGGUCUUAAUGAUAGCUGGAGUCGGCUUUCCUCAUGGCAUGGAACCAAUUGCUGUCAAUGGUCAGGAAUAGCUUGUCACAAUACAACUGGUGCUGUUCUCGUAGUUGAUCUCCCAAAUUCAUCAGGUCGUCAGCCAUUAGGUGGGGAGAUUAGACCUUCACUUGCAAAACUCAAGUCCUUGAAACAUCUGGAUUUAAGUGGGAACAAUUUCGCUGGUAAAAUUCCUCAUUUCUUGUCCUCUUUGGAGAACUUGCAAUAUCUAAACCUGUCAUAUGCUGGGUUUAGUGGUGCAAUUCCUCCAAAUCUUGGAAACCUCUCUAGCUUGCAGUUCCUUGAUGUCUCUUAUUGGGGUUUAACUGUUGAUAAUCUUGAAUGGUUGAGCGGUCUUCUUUCACUAAAAUAUUUGGCAAUGAAUUCUGUACACCUUUCAAAGUUAGGAGGAGAAUGGAUUGAGCCAUUAAACAAGCUUCCACUUUUAUCUGAGUUGCACUUAGAAUAUUGUGGUUUAUCUGGUUUCUCCUAUUCUCUUCCUUCUCUUAAUUUUACUUCGCUUAAAGUCCUAAACCUUCAGGGCAGCCUCUUCAAGGCUAAGUUGCCAACUUGGCUUGCGAACAUUAGCAGCCUUGUAUCUGUUGACAUCGGAAAUAGCUGGUUGACUGGAAGGAUUCCACUUGGUUUUGGUGAAUUACCAAAUUUGCAGUCAUUGAAGCUUAAUUAUAAUUUGAAACUCUCAGCAAGUUGCUUCCAACUAUUUGCAAGAAGCUGGAAAAAGAUACAAAUUCUUGAUUUAUCUAUCACUGGGUUACAUGGUAGACUUCCUACUCUUCUUGGAAAUAUGACAUCUCUCAUUCAUUUUGAUUUACACUUCAAUUAUAUUGACGGUGGGAUUCCAAGCUCCAUUGGCAAGCUUUCUAAUUUGCAGUACAUUGACUUGUCUUUAAACAACCUGACCGGAAGUUUACCGGACUCAAUUGGCCAUCUCAAGAAUCUUGUCGAACUCCGGUUGAACAGUAACUUGCUUCAAGGUUCCAUUCCUUCUUCUAUUGGAAACUUACAGCGUUUGACUACCCUCACGCUUGCGUCAAAUAAGCUAAAUGGUACUCUGCCUGCUAGCAUUGGACUGCUCUCUGAGUUGUCUUCCCUUGAUGUUUCUCUCAAUAAAUUGACAGGUGUUAUUUCAGAAGCACAUUUUCGUAGGCUGGGGAAACUGGAGAAAAUUGGUCUAUCAGAAAAUUCUUUCAUUCUAAAUGUCAGCUCCAACUGGGUCCCUCCUUUCCAAGUCAUUUUCUUGCAGAUGGGUUCAUGCCAUCUGGGUCCUUCCUUCCCUUCUUGGCUUAGAUCUCAAAAACAGGUCCAAGUUUUAGAUUUCUCAGGGGCUGGUAUUUCCGGUUCUAUCCCAAAAUGGUUCUGGGACAUGACUAGCAUUCUAGCCUUUUUGAAUGUUUCUUUCAAUAGUUUAGAGGGUCAUAUACCAAAUCCAUUCAAUGUAACUUCCUAUGCAAAUGUUGAUUUGAGCUCCAACCAAUUCAAAGGACCCAUUCCUCUUCCAAAUGUCUUCUUACUAGAUCUUUCUAAUAACCAGUUUUCAGGUAGUAUACCAGAAAAUAUUGGUCAAGUCAUGUCAAUGUUGUCAUUUCUUUCACUUUCUGGUAACGAGUUGACCGGUGCAAUCCCAGUCUCAAUCGGAGAGAUAUCGCUCGAUGUCCUUGAUCUCUCAAAAAAUAACUUGGCAGGAAGCAUUCCUUCAAGCAUAGGAAAUUGUUCUUCUCUCACUGUUCUAGACCUUCAAAAAAACAAUUUGUCUGGUGGGAUUCCAAACUCUAUAGGUCAGAUAACUGGGCUUCAAACACUUCACUUGAGCAACAACCAACUCUCAGGAAAAAUUCCAUCAUCUCUUCAAAAUUUGUCAAAGUUGGAAACUUUAGACUUCGGAAACAACAUGUUGACAGGAAAUUUACCACGAUGGAUUGGAGAAGAUUUUCCGCGUCUCAGGAUACUUAGUCUCAGGUCAAAUAAAUUUUCUGGAGAACUUCCCUUGGCACUUUCAAAUUUGAGUUCCCUGCAAAUUUUGGAUCUGGCGGAAAACCAAUUAAAUGGUUCCAUUCCUGCUAACUUGAGCAAUCUUAAAGGCUUGACUCGACAGCAGAACGUUAACCAUUAUUUGCUUUAUGGAACUCUUUCUGAACAUCACAAUUACCAAGAGAACAUAUAUGUGACCAUAAAUGGCCUUGAAUUAAUGUACACUAGGACUCUUUCCCUGCUAACCAGUAUAGAUAUGUCUGGAAACAAUUUCAGUGGAGAACUUCCUGAAGCAGUAACAAAAUUAGUUGGUUUGGAAGUUUUGAAUCUAUCAAGAAACCACAUCAGUGGCCAGAUUCCUAAGAGCAUUUCAGAAUUGCGUCAGUUGUUAUCUCUUGAUCUCUCAGGCAAUAGGCUUUCAGGUCCUAUUCCCCAAAGCAUAUCUUCAUUGACAUUUCUGGGGAAUUUGAAUGUGUCAAACAAUAACUUGUCAGGCAUAAUACCUUCUACAAAUCAGAUGUCAACUUUUAAUGCAUCCUCUUUUGCUGGGAACCCUGGUCUAUGUGGAGAUCCUCUUACGGUGAAGUGUUCGAAUGAUUCAAACAAUGGAGGUGACAAUUAUCCAGAUGGUGGAGGGAAGGCAGAUCAGGCUGACAAUGGCAAUGGCUUCAUCGAUAAAUGGUUUUACAUGAGCAUUGGGGUGGGAUUUGCAGCAGGUUUAUUGCUUCCUUAUUUAGUUUUUGCAAUGAAAAGGUCUUGGGGUGGAGUGUACUUUGCAUUUGUGGAUGGAACUGCUUAUAGAUUGUCAAGUGAGAAAAUGAAAGCAGCUACAAGAAGAAGAAAUCGUGGGGCACGCUGA
Molecule: messenger RNA, 4566 nt
Organism: Hevea brasiliensis (rubber tree)
Lineage: Eukaryota; Viridiplantae; Streptophyta; Magnoliopsida; Malpighiales; Euphorbiaceae
Product: receptor-like protein EIX2
Exons: 8
Coding region: 1-4566 (1521 amino acids)
Cellular component (GO): plasma membrane
Molecular function (GO): protein binding
Source: RefSeq, a predicted model, not a curated record